Molecule: messenger RNA, 1977 nt
Organism: Kwoniella botswanensis
Lineage: Eukaryota; Fungi; Basidiomycota; Tremellomycetes; Tremellales; Cryptococcaceae
Exons: 8
Coding region: 1-1977 (658 amino acids)
Source: RefSeq, a predicted model, not a curated record
AUGCCGCCAAGAACCUCACGAUCACCAGCCUAUGGGGUAUCGCCCAAGCAGAAAUGGUCGAAAUCACUCCCUACAACCAAUCAUCCUUCAUCUCAUUCAUCUUCCUUCCCACUCUCUUCGGUAGGUAUGAUCCCCCACAGUGUACCUCGGCCAAUACGGCGACCUAAGAAAAUCCUCUAUCUCAUGGUGAUCUUCUUCUUACUUUAUUGGUUCGGUAUAAGGCAUGGACUAGGUAUAGAACGUAUACCGCCUCCUCCAUUAGGAUUUUCCGUUCCAGGAGGAAGGAGGGGUAGGCGAUCAUCGUUGUUUUGGGGAAAUAAAGGUACAGCAACUUUAUUACCUCCCAUACAGGGGUUGAAACCUGAACAUCCAAUAUACGAAUUGAUGGAAAAAGCCGAAACUCGUUGGACCAACUUGUUGAACUCUCAAUCGAAAACAUUACAACAAGCUGUAAAUGAAUAUAAGAGACGAUAUAGGAUGUCACCACCUGCAGGGUUUGAUGAAUGGUUUGCGUUCUGUCAGAAGAACGAUAUAAAGAUAGUAGAUGAAUAUGAUCAACUGAUGAGGGAUCUUUUACCCCAUCAUGCACUUCCUGCUCAGACGUUCAUAGCUAGAUCAAAAGCAUUAGAAGGGACUGGGUUCACGUAUACUCUGGAUAUAAGUAAACAGGGUGUAGCAUUGACGGGAGAAAGGUCAAAUGCAGCGAGACCGAAACAUCUUCAAGGUUUGAUAGGAGGAUUCGUGAAUGAUCUACCAGAAGGUUUCUACCUGAGAGUGACGGGGAGUGAUCAUGAUACGGGUAGUGUGGUUCUGGGUAAAGACCAAAGGGAGAGAGCAAUGUCACUGGUGAGGGAAGGUAAACAUUUCGAUGAGACGGAAUUGAAAGCCUUGGAAGAUCCCAAUAGAACACCAGCAUGGGGUUGGUUUAAAGCUUGUCCUCUUGAAUCCCCGGCUAACAUCCGACCAGGAGCAGAGAAUGCAACAGAUGCUGUACUGCCCAAAUCGUUCAUAUUCGAUCAUCUUCCAACUAUGGACUUCUGCGAAUAUCCCGAACUCAAGCGUCUACAUGGUGCCAUGUCCCUAGAUUACGCGCAUAGAUCCCCAUCGAUCUUGAAACCCAUCUUGGUAUUAUCUAAAUUCCCUGGAGAUGCAAGCUUUCAGACCACUCCGAUGGAAGCGUACAUGAAUAUCACCGAAUCUGACGUUCCUUAUCUGGGCAGCUGGGAGGAUAAGACGGAUAACAGGUUGUUUUGGAGAGGAUCGACCACUGGUGGAUAUGGUGGACAAAGAGAUUGGAAGGAAUCACACAGGAUGAGAUUACAUUUGAUGAUCAACGGUCCGAAGGGUGGGGAUACGUGGUGGAAUCAGCAGUUAAGGGAGAUAAUGGUUCCGGAUGGUGAAGGGGGUUACAAGGUUGUGAGAAGAUGGGAAAGGGUAUUAAGUAAGGCUUAUGCGGAUGUGAAAUUGUCCGGAAAACCUGUACAGUGCCCCAACGCAGAUGUCUGUCAACAAGUAGCCGAUACCAUCGAGUUUGGCGAGAGAGUAUGGCCCGACCAGGCGGCAGCAUUCAAAUAUAACCUAGAUGUAGAUGGAAACGGUUGGUCAUCUAGAUUUCAUAGAUUGUUAAGUUCUGGUAGUCCCGUCAUCAAAUUCACCAUGUUCCCAGAAUGGCAUAUGGAGUGGUUAACCCCAUGGUAUCAUUACAUACCCCUAAAACCGGAUUAUUCAGAUUUAUACGAUAUAAUGGCAUUCUUCGUCGGUCCAGUUGACGAAGCUGGUAAUAUAGAUACGACAAAAGGUCAUGAUUAUCUAGCACAAAAGAUUGGUGAAGCCGGUCAGAAAUUCGCAUUGGAACAUUGGUCAUGGGUUAACAUGCAAGCUUACACAUAUCGAUUAUUACUUGAAUUACAGAGAUUGCAUUCUGUAGAUAGGGAUCUGAUGAGUUACAAAGAACCUGAACCUCGUAAGCAGGGAUAA